AUGGCGGCACUGGAGAAGAGAGGAGGCCACGCCCACGAGCCCUUCGUCGUCAGAGCAGCGAAGCCCUCCAGUCCUUCAGCGAGGCAGAAGCGCUCCAAGAGUGAUUUGGACGACAGAGACGCCAAGUGCGCACCGCGUUCUUCGCAGAAGGCAUCCAGUCAGACUAAGCUUGUAAUUCUGCAGCUGGAGAUGCACCUCAAGGAUCAGCAGGUGGUGCGCGGCGCACUGGAGAAAGCGCUGGGGCCUGACGACGACCCUGCCGCUGCUGCUCCACCCACUCUCCAACACGAGAGCCCAGCGCUGAAGCCGGCUACUCAGCUGAUAAGGGAGGUUGCGACGUUGGAGCUGGAGAUCAAGCACUUGGAGCAGUACCUGCUGACGCUCUACCGGAAAGCAUUUGAGCAGCAGCAGCAGGUGUCUUCAGAUGCUCGCCGGGACCGGGAGGCGGCGGCGCGCAAGCUGUCGGUGAGCUCGCGGCCCGACGAGACGCCCAGGCCGAAGGGUCCCAUGAUCAGGGGAGGCGGCGGUGACCCGACGAUGCUCCACUACAGCGGCCCUCCGCUUAGCGGCAAGGGGAGGAGGAAUAAUGGCGGUACGGUGGCGGACGACUGCUCGCCGUCGACGUGCUCCCGGAGGACGACCGCGGACUUGGUGGACACGGCCGGCCUCCGGAGCCAGUCGGCGCUGUCGUUCCGAGGUGCGUGGUCGUCGUCGUCUUCCAGGAUAUCGCCCACGGAGGACAGCCUCGCCAGGGCGCUCCGGUCCUGCCACUCCCAGCCCUUCUCCUUCCUGGAGGAAGGCGAGACGGCACCGUCAGGAGUGGUGAGCCUGGCGGACUACCUCGGGACGAGCGUGGCGGACCACAUCCCGGAGACGCCCAACAACCUGUCGGAGGAGAUGGUACGGUGCAUGGCCGGGGUCUACUGCAGGCUGGCCGACCCGCCGCUGCUGGCGCACCACCGGCCGUCGUCGUCGCCGUCGUCGUCGCUGUCCUCGGCGCCGAGCGCGGUCUCCCCGCCGCAGCACCUCGGCGGCGACGCUGACAUGUGGAGCCCCAGCAGUUACUGCUGCCGGAGAGACGGCGCCCAGCUCGACUCCAGGCUCAUCAACCCGUUCCGCGUCGAGGGGCUCAAGGAGUUCAGCGGGCCCUACAGCGCCAUGGUCGAGGUGCCGGCGAUCUCCCGCGACCGCACCAGGCUCAGGGAAGCCGAGGACCUGCUCCAGACUUACAAGCUGAUUCUCUACCGGCUGGAGACGGUGGAUCUGAGGCGGAUGACGGGCGAGGAGAAGCUCGCGUUCUGGAUCAACGUGCACAACGCCCUGGUGAUGCAUGCGUACCUGAAGCAUGGCGUCCCGCAGAACCAGCUGAAGAAGACAUCACUGCUUGUCAAGGCGGAGUGCAAGAUCGCCGGGCGCGCCAUCAACGCGGCGGUCAUCCAGGGGCUGGUUCUCGGGUGCAGCACGCACUGCUCCUCCGGACAUUGGCUGCGGACUUUGCUGCACUACCCGAGGACGAAGACGAGCCGAGCGAGCAAAGCCGGAAGCGAGGAGUGGCGAGCCUUCGCCGUCCGGCAGCCGGAGCCUCUUCUGCGCUUUGCGCUUUGCUCCGGGUGCCACUCCGAUCCCGCGGUGCGGGUGUACUUCCCGAAGCGGCAGGCGCAGCAGCUGGAGGCGGCGCGGGAGGAGUACGUCCGGGCCACGGCGGGGGUGUGGAAGGACCACCGGGUGCUGCUGCCCAAGCUGCUGGACGCCUACGCCCGGGACGCCGGCCUCUCGCCCGACCGCCUCCUCGACGCCGUCCAGCGCUGCCUCCCGGAGACCCUGCGGGCGGCGGUGCAUCGGUGCCGCGGCGACGGCAGGUCCGCCGGCAAGAUCGUCGAGUGGGUGCCCCACCGGCAGAGCUUCCGGUACCUUCUCGCCAGGGACCUCGCCUUCCCGCACCUCAGCUAG
Miscanthus lutarioriparius is the source of this 1950-nucleotide messenger RNA. The record is from the annotation of a GenBank genome assembly. NCBI's taxonomy places the organism in Eukaryota, Viridiplantae, Streptophyta, Magnoliopsida, Poales, Poaceae.